AUGAUCAGCACUAUCAGCGGAGGACCUACCGUUGCGGGGACGAGCCACCGUUCGAUGAAACAGUAUGUGCGUGCAGCACAGUUCCCUCAGGUGCUCGGAAUAGAGAUGAAUCGGUCCCACGAAACACCAAAAGUUCGUUGGGAGCCGAUCACAUUUUGCCAAGAGGAAGAAGAGGGAAUCCUCUAUCCCCACGACGACCCAAUGAUCAUCCGAGCUGAAAUUGCCGAUUACGAUGUAGGGCGAGUGCUGAUCGAUACCGGGAGCUCCGUGAGCUUAAUCUUUGCUGAAGCUUUCAGAGAGAUGGGAAUCAAUGACAACCAAGUCGACCGGCAGUUGACACCUCUACUAAGCUUCUCUGGAGACCUGGUCCAACCGAUCGGUAGUGUCAGACUGCCAAUUUCAUUUGGCACGGCGCCGAGAAGGACAACGACGUACGAUCAGUUCCUCAUCGUCGACUGCCCGACGGCAUACAACGUUAUCGUUGGCCGAACGGCUCUGACGAGGAUCAACGCGCAUCUUUCGCCCCACAUGCUGCUGAUGAAGUUCCCUACCCCGAACGGCACGGGGGCAAUCUGGGGAAAUCAAUUUAGCGCGCGGACUUGCUACGCUACGGCGCUCAAGGCAACCUCGUUCAUACUCCCCAACGAGACCAUGACGGUGCAAGGUUUACCGAACGGUACUGGACCGGUUGACGACCCUAGAGAUGAAUCUCCCACCCCUCACACACAACCUGCCGAAGAAUUGGAAACCAUAACCUUGAGCGAUGAACAGCUCGAUCGACAGGUUAGAAUCGGCACUAGACUCACUGCGAACCUCCGAACGCAAUUCAUAGACUUCUUGCGGCAUCUUUUGGAAGUUUUCGCAUGGUCUUACGAGGACAUGCCCGGCAUCGCCCCGGACGUGAUUAGCCAUAAACUCACCAUCUCCUCCGCCUAUAAGCCCGUAAGGCAGAAGCGCCGAUCAUACGAUGCCGAACGGGAUGAGGCGAUGCGCACGGAAGUCGAGAAACUUCAAACCAUCGGUUUCAUCCGGGAAGCAACGUAUCCGGUAUGGCUUGCCAACUCCGUCAUGGUUAGAAAGUCCACGGGCGGGUGGCGGAUGUGCCAAGACUAUACCGACCUCAACAAGGCCUGCCCGAAAGAUAGCUUUCCGUUGCCAAGAAUAGACCAGCUCGUGGAUGCCACUGCCGGCCACGAACUGCUGAGCUUUAUGGAUGCCUACUCCGGCUAUAACCAGAUAUUCAUGCACCCUCCCGACAGCGAGCAUACCGCAUUCAUAACGGACAAGGGGUUGUACUGUUAUAAUGUCAUGCCGUUCGGACUGAAGAACGCAGGAACCGCCGAAGAUCACAUGCAGAACUUAUCGAUCAUGUUCGGCAUACUCAAAGAGUACAGGAUGAGGCUGAACCCGAAGAAAUGCGCCUUCGGUGUAUCUUCCGGGAAAUUCCUCGGAUUCAUGAUCAGUCAGAGGGGGAUUGAGGCGAAUCCCGAGAAAAUAAAGGCAAUCAUCGAUAUGGAGAGGCCGAAGACGACGAAGGACGUUCAGAGCCUUACCGGACGCGUGGCCGCCCUGACCCGUUUCAUAUCGAAGGUUACCGAUAAAUGUGUACCAUUCUUCAAAGCCUUGAAAGGGGGCAAACGGGAUAUCACAUGGACUGCCGAAUGUGAUAACGCAUUUCAAGCCCUGAAGAACUACAUGAGCAAAGCCCCCCUUUUGUCAAAACCGCUGCCUGGGGAAAUUCUCUACCUCUACCUUUCAGUAUCCGGAACUGCCGUCAGCUCGGCACACGGGAUCAAAGUCCUGACCAACCAACCGCUCCGGCAAGUUCUCCAGAAACCAGAAAUUUCGGGCCGAUUGAUCAAAUGGGCGAUCGAACUCGGGGAAUUCGACAUACAGUUCGUUCCGAGGCCCGCGGAGAAGGGCCAGGCUGUUGCCGAUUUUAUCUCCGAGCUUACCCCAGCGACAGUACAACCGACAUAUGAGGCAAUUACCGAGACCAUCUUGCCGGAUCAACCAGGCGCCGAACGCCUCGACACAUCAACUCCGGUCUGGGGUUUGCACGUCGAUGGCUCGGCAAACCAGCAAGGAUGCGGAGCGGGCUUGGUGCUGACAACACCGGACGGACAGAAGAUCGAAUACGCCCUUCGAUUCGACUUCCGGACCUCCAACAAUGAAGCUGAAUAUGAAGCCCUCUUGGCCGGCCUUCGGCUAGCCAAGAGCAUGAAUGCAAAGCAAAUCCGAAUUCACAGCGACUCCCAGCUCAUUGUGAACCAGGUAACGGCAGACUUCGCCGCCAAGGAUGCCUCCAUGUACGCUUACCUUUCAACCGCCCAUCAGCUACUCCGAAGUUUCCAAGCAUACGAGAUUAAACAGAUCCCCAGAGGCGAAAACAGCCAUGCCGAUGCUUUGGCAAGACUCGCUUCGGCGAUAAACGAAAAAGUCGGAAGAAAGGUACCAGUGGAGAUCCUUGCCCAACCGAGCACGGUAACCUCCGAAGCGUGUGCCGUACGGUAUGAGGAUACAUGGAUGUCUCCCAUCUACUUAUACCUGACGAACGGCACCCUUCCUGAGGAUAAAGCCCAGGCCCGGAAGCUGAGAUACCGGUCAGCAAGAUACACAGUUAUCAACGAUGUACUCUACAAGCGCGGCUACACUACCCCGUAUCUCAAAUGCCUCACGGCAGAGCAGGGGGAGUACAUCCUUCGGGAAAUUCAUAGCGGUGAAGCUUGA
Molecule: messenger RNA, 2730 nt
Organism: Prunus dulcis (almond)
Lineage: Eukaryota; Viridiplantae; Streptophyta; Magnoliopsida; Rosales; Rosaceae
Exons: 4
Coding region: 1-2730 (909 amino acids)
Molecular function (GO): RNA-DNA hybrid ribonuclease activity; nucleic acid binding
Source: RefSeq, a predicted model, not a curated record